AAAAUAAAAAUUUUCAGCGACGGAUUUGUUAUUGUGCGGAAUUUAGUGUAAUUAAGAAAAAAAAGUGAUUAAAGCACACACGAUAAGCGUAGUUGCUAUAUUUAAAUGUAGUCUGUGCAAAAAGCAGUCAUUGUUGUGCGUUUAAAGAGGACGCAACAAGGAUAAACAGCAGCUGAAGAUAAAAAGCAAAUAGACUUCAGGGCAUAACUAUGUCAUUUGUGGGCGGUGGGAUGGUGGGUGGCGUCGGGGUUGGCAGCGGCAACGAUGUGCAUAAGUUUGUAGAGGCGCUGCAGGCAGACUUCAAGACGCUGUCACUAGAAACCAAGAAAAAGUAUCCGCAAAUUAAAGAGGCAUGCGAGGAGGCUAUUUCCAAGCUCUGCACCGCCGGCAGCAGCCAACAAAAUUCGGUAUACUAUACGGUCAAUCAGAUACUCUAUCCGCUGGUGCAGGGCUGCGAAACGAAAGACUUGAAAAUAAUCAAGUUUUGCUUGGGCAUGAUGCAGCGCCUGAUAACACAGCAGGUGGUGGAUCAAAAGGGCGCGCUAUAUAUAACCAAUGCCUUAUGGACAUUAAUGGAGCACAACAUAGAGGAGGUCAAGGUGCUGCAGACGGUUACGCUACUGUUAACUACCAAUCUGGUGGUGCAUGGGGAUACCUUAGCUAAAGCUUUAGUACUUUGCUUCCGUCUGCAUUAUACAAAGAAUCCAACAAUUGUAAAUACAGCGGGUGCUACUAUACGCCAGCUGGUGUCCUUGGUAUUUGAGCGUGUGUAUUUGGAAAAGGAUUCCAUGGGCAUGCUGCAGGCAACACAGCAACCGCAGCAGCAACAGCAAUCCGUCACAAACGCUGUGGAGGAGGUGCAAGAGUCGCAAACCUUUGCCAUGGAUGCAUUUCAUUUGUUCCAAGAUCUGGUGCAGCUGGUAAACGCAGAGCAGCCCUUUUGGCUAGUGGGAAUGACCGAGAUGACGCGCACUUUUGGCUUGGAGCUGCUCGAGGCAGUCUUGAGCAACUUUAGCGCAGUUUUCCAUGAGAACCAAGAGUUUCGUCUGCUGCUGAAGGAACGCGUCUGUGCGCUGGUAAUCAAGCUCUUCUCGCCAAAUGUUAAGCAUCGCCAGCUGCCUGCGCCAAGCAAUGGCACUGCCGCUGCGCCCGCCGACAAGCCACAUUUUCCCAUCAGCAUGCGUCUGCUGCGCUUGGUGGCUAUAUUAAUACAAAAGUAUCACACUAUACUGGUGACGGAAUGCGAAAUCUUUCUAUCGCUUAUAAUCAAAUUCUUGGAUCCCGAUAAGCCACACUGGCAACGCGCUUUAGCCCUGGAGGUUAUACAUAAGCUUGUCACACGCUCCUCAUUGAUUGCAUUCUUUUGCAAAUCCUAUGAUCUGAAGCAUCAUGCUACGCAUAUAGUGCAUGAUAUGAUUGCUGCUAUGGGCAGUUAUGUGCGUUAUGCUUUGAUCAAUGCAUCUGCUAUGCUGAGCAAUGGUGGACAGCAGCUGGUGGGCGCGCCCACGCAGCAGCCGAGCUCAUUGAAUGCUCUGGGCAAUAAUCAAUGUGGUUUUAUGUUCCGUGGCGCCUACUUGCCGCUGGUGGCCAGUUUUGCUCCAGGCGUCUCCAAGGCGGUUUACCUGGAAAUGUUAGAUAAGCUGGAUGCACCUAUGAUACCUGAUAGCUAUGGCAUCUCGCUGGCCUACGCCAUACUGCUGGACAUGACGCGCUCCAUUGGCGGCGUUAUACAACGCACACCCGAACUGCAUCCCAUGCCCAAUACGGCGUACAUAAGCGAGGAGGAGCACAAGCCUUUGUGCUUGCAGCUAAUCAACUCCAGCUGGUCGGGUUUGCUCAGCGCUUUCAUACCACUGGUCGAGACUUCCAUAGACGAGGGCACCACGGAGCAUAUACUGAAGGCUAUGCAAAACUAUGCUGCGCUUUGUGGCAUGCUGGAGCAACUGCAGCCCAGAGACGCCUUCAUUAUGGCCUUGUGUCGCGCCAGCUUUCCGCCACACUAUGCCAUGUCCAUAUUUACGAAUAACCAACAAGAGGGUGAGCCUAGAUCUCAUCAGCGCAGCAGCAGUCAGGAUCUAAGCAAUCAGUUCAUCAACAGCUGCAAUGCCGAUGGCGGCGACUUUCGUCCACAGAUUGUAGCCGUGGGCACGCCGCUGCCCAGCGCCUCGUUGCCUCAUAGUGUGAUGCAGGCGCCCGUUAUGCUCACCAACAAGAACUUGCAAUGCAUGCGCGCUAUUUUGCUCUUGGCUCAUCACAAUGGCAGCAUUCUGGGCACUGCCUGGCAUAUGGUGCUGCAGACUUUGCAGCAUCUCGUAUGGAUUCUGGGCUUGAAGCCGGCAACUGGUGGCAGCUUGCAGGCGGCGCCUAAGCCUGCGGUGGAAGCUAAUGUGGGCAUACAGACAGCGGUGAUGGCGGAUCUGCCUGUGCUGUCUCAAAUGAUUGGACAGCUGUUUGAGUCCAGUCAGUAUCUUGAUGAUGUGGCCCUGCAUCAUUUGAUUGAUGCGCUGUGCAAAUUGUCGCAUGAGGCCAUGGAGCUGGCGUAUGCCAAUCGCGAGCCCUCGCUGUUUGCUGUAGCCAAGUUAAUGGAAACGGGUCUGGUGAACAUGCCGCGCAUUGAGGUGCUCUGGCGUCCGUUGACCAAUCAUCUGCUGGAGGUUUGCCAGCAUCGACAUAUACGCAUGCGUGAAUGGGGCGUCGAGGCUAUAACUUACUUGGUCAAGUCUGCGUUGCAGUUCAAGCACAAGCAGCCGCUUAAGGAGAAUCUAGAGUUGCAGACAAUGUUGCUAACGCCGCUCUCUGAGCUUUCGACGGUUAUGCAUGCGGAUGUGCGUCAACGUCAGCUGGACUGUGUACUGCAAAUCUUAAAUACAGCUGGCGAGAUAUUAUCCUUUGGCUGGCCGGCAAUUAUUGAAAUCAUUGGCGCUGUUAAUGAGCAUCAUGGCGAGCCGCUUAUACGCACCGCCUUCCAAUGUCUGCAGCUGGUCAUCACCGAUUUUCUCACCGUCAUGCCCUGGCGUUGUCUGCCGCUCUGCAUUAGCACUGCUGCCAAGUUUGGCUCGCAGACGCAGGAGCUGAAUAUAUCGCUCACAGCCAUUGGACUUAUGUGGAACAUCUCGGACUUCUUCAAUCAAAAUCAAGACAAGCUGAUGACCACACAGCUGGAGGAUAUUGCCAUCUUGCCGGACUUUCCAGGCACAGUUAAGCUGCCACAGUUUGACAAGCUCUGGAUGUGUUUGUAUGCUAAGCUCGGUGAACUUUGUGUAGAUCUGCGUCCGGCUGUGCGCAAGUCCGCCGGCCAGACGCUCUUCUCCACAAUUGCUGCACAUGGCAGUCUGCUGAAUCCGCCCACCUGGCAGGCCCUUGUGUGGCAAGUGCUCUUCCCGCUGCUGGACAAUGUGCGUGCGCUCAGUAGCUCCGCCAGCAAUGAGAAAGUCGAUGCCAGUGGCAACAUACUUAUACAUCAUUCGCGUAAUACAGCUCAAAAGCAAUGGGCAGAGACGCAGGUGUUGACGCUCUCCGGCGUCUGUCGUGUGUUCAACACCAAGCGUGAGCUGCUGCAGCUAUUGGGCGACUUUGAGCGUGCCUGGUCUUUGAUAUUGGAGUUUAUACAGAAUGCAGCGCUGAGCAAGAAUGGCGAAGUAUCGCUGGCGGCGCUCAAGUCGCUGCAGGAGAUCAUGUAUCACAAUAGCACAGAGCGCAAGGAUGCGCAGCAGCAGGAUGAUGAGAUAUGGAAUAUUGCCUGGAACAUUUGGCUGAGCAUUGGCAUGGAGAGCACAAGGAUGUCAAUGAGCACGCGACAGUUGCCAGGCGGCCAGGCAAAUGCAAAUGACAACCAGGAGGACUUUUACAUUCCAAGUCAAGCUUUUCUCACAGCGCUCAUACAAAUCUUUCCUGCAAUUUUCCAGCACAUUCAAGUCAGAUUCAGCUCCGCGGACUUUGACAAAUUCUGCACCGUGUUGACCAAUGCCGUCUGCAUACCGGUGCAAACUGAUGCCAUGCCCUAUAUAAUGUCCACAGUGUCGGAGACGCAGCUUACGCCGCUGCACGAUGGCAUCUUGGAGUGCAUGGAGCUGAUACAAAAGGAAGCUAUUAAGCCAGAAGCAGAUGCAAGCAUACGGCAGCUAAUACCCGCAAUCUUUCGUCAGCUGUUGAUCUUCAGCAAGUUUGCCUGUGCUCCGCCCACAUUCCAGCAGAGCGUGGAGCAUCAUAAGUAUGGCAAGGCUAGCGGUCACUAUGCCAACAACGCUUCCGUUGAGGUCGUCAGCAUGAACUAUAUACCCUUUGGCGAGAAGUCCAUCAGCAUUUGUGUGAAGCUUUACCAAAGCACAGCCACCGAGGAGGCUGUGGUGCAGGAGCAGAUCCUGCAUGAUAUUGUCAAGGCGCUGCGCACGCCUCUGGCCAUGAAAUACAAGUGUCUCUCCUCCAGCACCUGGAAGCUGGCCAUUUCCAGUCUGAUCAGUGUGCUGCACACAGGCUUGAAGGUGGCGCGUGCCAAGCCGCAACAUUUUGCAAGCCUUUGGGAUGAUCUGGCCGAUACACUCGAUAAGUUUUUGUUUCCGCUCAGCGUGUGCACUAUUGAGGAUCGUGGCUUGGAGGAAAUUGUGCUGGAUGAAACGAUUGAUUGCCAGGUGAUUGAGCUGCUGCGGGAUGAGGUGCUGCCGCAUGCUCACGAGCUGCCGCAUCAGUUCAUCAUGCAGAUUGUGGUGCUGCUGAACAAGGGCUCCAUACACUCGGCGUCGGAUAGCAACAUUUGCUACGAGUCUGACUGGAAGCUGCGCGAAAUCUUUGCCAAAACCUGCUUUGAGACACUGCUGCAGUUCUCGCUGCUGGAGGAUCAAGCGGUCUGCAAUAACAAUCGCUUGAAUGCUAAUGUUAUGCCAGCCGGUGCUGCCGGCGCUGUGGGCAAAGACUUUGCCGGACGACUGGCGGUCACAGCGCUGCUGCAUCGCUUCCAGGAGGUGCUGAAGCGCUUCAAUGAUGAUGAGCGUCAGAGCGGCAAGUGUCCGCUGCCUAGAUUCAGGUUAUCUGAAAUAUCGUUCGUGCUUAAGGCCAUUGCCACACUGGUGGUGUCCAUGAAGAAAGCGCCAGCAGCCAAAGUCAACAAGCCCGCCUGGGAUCUGCUAAUUGGUCUCUAUCCGUAUUUGGUCGAUUGCACCACGACAACUUCACCUGAGGUCUCACGUUCGUUGCGCGAGGCAUUGCUGCAGUAUACAGAUCUGUUGCAAGCACCGCGUCUUGCCACAGAUAAUGCAAUUCAGUCGAAUGGCCAACAGCAGCAGUGAGAAGCGUAAAUUUCGAAUUGUGUGUGUUUGUAUUUUUAGUCGUUUAAGCAAAUUGCUCUAAUUAAUUUAUUUUUAUUGUACAAUGUUAAAUAUUGCCCCCAAAGAGUUUAUUAUACCAAGCUCCUUAUACAAUUCUAUAUAUAUACUAUAUUGAUAUAUUUGUAAAAGUAUUGUAGUAUCUUUAUAAUGAUAACACUUGAUUGGUGAAUUAUAAAAUAUGUCAAGCUUGAUAAGCAAGCAAGUCAAGAGCUGUUAAACGAACUACUAUGCAGUAGUAGCUUUAUCUCUAUACAACAAGACAACAAAUAUUUCCUUAGUACCUUUAAUGAGCAAGUUGAUAAACUAAUGAUAUGAUAUGAUAACCUGAGCGCAUUUUUAAAAAACGAACAGAAGGCAACUAGUAAUAAAUAGACUUGUGUGUUAUCUGAAACAAAUAUUAAACCACUUAACCCAUGAUGCAACAACUUUGUAGUGACGUUUUUAAAUAAAGCAAAAAUUAUUAUUAUUACGUAAAUCUGUGUUUUUUACUUUCACUUAUCGCAAAAGGUGUUGACAAUGACGUCAACAGGGGCUUCAUAUCAGUGGCAUUUCAACUGUAAUCUGUUGAUAAGUUGAUGAUACUUUAAGUCUUCAAAUUUAUAUUUUUAGCAUUAACAGGCAAUGCAGAAUGGUAUAUGCAAUAAAUAAAAAACUUUUUAGUCGUAGCGAUUGAUCAGCAAACACCCACGCGGAUUGAACUCUGAAUGUCAACUGACCUCACCUCGCUCCUCUUAUAGCAACGCUCUGUAUCCAUUUGCUCACAAAUACAAUUAUAAGCUCUCUCCCCACAAUAUCAACCAUGGUGAGCGCUGGCUUAGCAUAAGGAGAGCUCCUUGCUUGAAUGUGUGUGUGUGUUGAGUUCGAAUUUCGCUGCCGCCUAGCUGAGCGCGAUGUAACUCUCUCUCUCUCUCUCCUGUUCUAUGCAUUGAGCGACUAACUCAGCAAUUGAGAAUGAUUUGAUUGAUUUUUGAUAGGCUUCGGUUAAAAACGUUACAUUUUAAAAUGUUUGCUUUAUAUUUAUAUUUCAUCUUUUAAUUUA
Molecule: messenger RNA, 6360 nt
Organism: Drosophila busckii
Lineage: Eukaryota; Metazoa; Arthropoda; Insecta; Diptera; Drosophilidae
Gene: mon2
Product: protein MON2 homolog
Exons: 11
Coding region: 210-5282 (1690 amino acids)
Source: RefSeq, a predicted model, not a curated record